Molecule: messenger RNA, 3960 nt
Organism: Oryzias latipes (Japanese medaka)
Lineage: Eukaryota; Metazoa; Chordata; Actinopteri; Beloniformes; Adrianichthyidae
Product: serine/threonine-protein kinase MARK1
Biological process (GO): intracellular signal transduction; protein phosphorylation
Cellular component (GO): cytoplasm
Molecular function (GO): protein serine/threonine kinase activity; ATP binding
Source: RefSeq, a predicted model, not a curated record
CGCGCACAUCCGUCCGUCCGUUACCGACGCAUCUUCCUGGCCUGCCUCCCCCUCCCUCGCCUGUCCUCCCUCUCCCCCGUUAGUCUCUCUCUUUUUCUAUUUUUUUUAAAAAAACUCCUUUCCUGUCUGCUCCACCUGAAGGGAAGUGCUCAAAGCCGAUAAGGAAAUCUCGCGUGUCGGCGCGGCUCCAUGGGCGCAGAGCUCCGGUGAAGAGCCGCUCUCCGCGGUGUUUUCAGGGGAUGUAGAGAGAGCGGGGACGGAGCCUCCGCUCUGCCCAGCCCGCUGCACCGCCGAGCGGCCUGCCAAGCACGCAAGAUGUCGACCAGAACGCCAUUGCCCACCGUGAACGAGCGCGACACCGAGAAUCACACGUCAGUGGAUGGCUUCGUUGAACCCCCGCCUCCCCCAACAAAAUCUGCGAGUCGCCACAGUCUGCCGCGAUGUCGCAACUCCUACACCUCUGCAGACGAGCAUCCUCACAUUGGCAACUAUCGCCUCCUGAAGACCAUUGGGAAAGGAAAUUUCGCCAAAGUGAAGCUGGCGAGACACGUUUUGACUGGAAGAGAGGUGGCGGUCAAGAUUAUAGACAAAACCCAGCUUAAUCCGACCAGUCUACAAAAGCUCUUCAGAGAAGUCAGAAUAAUGAAGAUAUUAAAUCAUCCUAAUAUAGUAAAAUUGUUUGAAGUCAUCGAAACAGAGAAGACUCUUUACUUGGUUAUGGAGUAUGCCAGUGGUGGGGAAGUGUUUGACUAUCUAGUGGCUCACGGCAGGAUGAAGGAAAAGGAAGCCAGAUCCAAGUUCAGGCAGAUUGUGUCUGCAGUACAGUAUUGCCACCAGAGGAGGAUAGUUCACAGAGAUCUCAAGGCAGAGAACUUGUUAUUAGAUGCAGACAUGAACAUCAAGAUCGCCGACUUUGGCUUCAGCAACGAGUUCACUGUGGGCAGCAAGCUGGACACUUUCUGUGGAUCUCCGCCGUACGCUGCUCCUGAGCUCUUCCAGGGGAAGAAGUAUGACGGUCCUGAAGUGGACGUUUGGAGUCUCGGGGUUAUCCUGUACACACUGGUCAGCGGCUCCCUGCCUUUCGAUGGGCAGAACCUCAAGGAGCUGAGGGAGCGGGUGCUCCGGGGAAAGUACCGCAUUCCUUUCUACAUGUCCACAGACUGUGAAAACUUGCUGAAGAAACUCCUCGUGCUGAACCCCGUCAAGCGAGGCAGUUUGGAGCAAAUCAUGAAAGACCACUGGAUGAAUGUGGGCCACGAGGACGAUGAACUCAAGCCUUACGUUGAGCCAGAGGCCGACUUUAAUGACUCCUCCAGAAUAGAGCUCAUGGUGACAAUGGGAUUUCCUAAAGAUGAGGUCACAGAGUCCCUCCAGAACCAGAAGUAUAACGAGAUCAUGGCCACUUACCUUCUGUUGGGUCGAAAAGCUCCAGAGUUUGAGGGCAGCGAGCCUCUGACGAACAGUGUUCUGGGCCAGCGGCAGAGGCCGACCAGCGACAUCAACAACAGCUCCAGCGUUUCUCCCGCUCACCCCAAGGUCACGCGCAGCAUCUCGACCAAUCAGAAGCAGCGCCGCUACAGUGAUCAUGGUGGGGAUGAUGAUGGUGGUGGUGGUGGUGGUGGUGGUGUCGUAGAGAAGCCAAUGGGUCCAUCUGUGCCACCAGCAGUUUCGUAUUCCAAGCGGGGACAGGCCCUGAGUGUGGAAAGUGACCACAGGGAAGAGUGGGACGGAGCGCACCGGCUCGAGCUCAGCACCUCAAAGGGGGACGUUCCUGCCUCGCCGCUGGGGGUGCAGGAGAGGAAGAAAGCCACAAGUGCUGUAGGAACCAACGGUUCAAUGACUCGCAGGAACACAUAUGUGUGCGAGCGAUCCUCCACUGACCGAUACUCAGCAAUUCCCAACGGCAAAGACAGCAGUUUAACUGAAGUUUCAGGGAGCACCCCGUCGACUGCAACGAGCUCCACACGACCACGUCACACCAAGUCCAUGUCCUCGUCGGGGCAUCCUUCAAAGAGCACACUGCCCCCUAUUGAGGAUAACACAGAGCUGAAAGCCAGCUCUUCUCCACGCGGUCCCUCCACCUCUCCGUCUGCACACAGCAUCACCACACCAGAGAAGAACCGCUUUCCUCGGGGCACCACCAGCCGAAGCACCUUUCACGGAGCUCAACUCAGAGAUCGCCGCAGUGCUACUUACAACGGACCCCCAGCUUCGCCCACGCUGUCCCACGACACGGGGGCUCUCGCGCAGCAACGCAGGGGCACGUCAACGGGAAUCAUCAGCAAGAUCACCUCCAAGUUUGUCCGCAGAGCUAUGUCUUUCAGGUCAACCCGGAGGGUGCCUAGUGAGGGAGAAGCCAGUGCCAGGACAGAAACUCCAAGAAGCGCAUCUGGCGACUCUAAAGAAGAUGCAGGCCGAGAUGCCAAGCCCCGCUCGCUGCGUUUCACCUGGAGCAUGAAGACCACCUCUUCCAUGGAGCCCGCCGACAUGAUGAGAGAGAUCCGGAAGGUCCUGGACGCCAACAGCUGCGACUACGAGCAGCGUGAGCGAUUCCUGCUUUUCUGCGUCCACGGCGACGCCCGCCAGGACAAUCUGGUUCAGUGGGAGAUGGAGGUGUGCAAGCUGCCCCGCCUUUCCCUCAACGGCGUGCGCUUCAAGAGGAUAUCGGGCACGUCCAUCGCCUUUAAGAAUAUCGCCUGCAAAAUUGCCAAUGAGCUUAAACUGUGAUGGCAGAUGGGGGUCCCAGUCAGUCUGAUGAGCUCUGGUUACAGUCUCUUCUCAUCACUGGAUUAGUGUUGACUUACAGGACAAAGUCAGCACUGGGGGUCCUCGCCUGGCUGAAUCGGGGGGGGGACUUGGCUGGUAAAGUGCAAUACUGGCCACGAAUGUACUGUUCAGGUAGUUAAUCCGAGAGAUCUCGUAACCUCUAACCUCUGUGAUAGACUGAUGGCAAAAAACAGCUAACUCCUUUAGCCCUUUGUUUUUUGCCUGCCUUUGGCCGACUGACCUUUUUUUUCAUGUUCCAAGUGAGAGGUUAUGUAAAACAUGCAGUAUGCAACCGAAGAAGACCAUCCUGCAAUAAAGUUUCCACUUUUCUUUUCUAACUUUGGCCCAAUAACCAUUAAAUUUACUGCAAGCUAAAAUAUUCGCUUUUUCCACCUGUGCUAAGGCAGUAUAUAAAUCAGGCUGGAGCUGCCCAUCGUAUGUAAAAAGAGGAUUGUACUGUAUGAGAACAUCUGCAGGUACUGUACGUACAUUGACUUUACGUUCUGUACAGAAUUUAACUGUUAAUACUGUCUUUUUUCAUGGGAUUAAGUUCUUUCCUAAUAUGAUUCUUGCCUCUUAGAGGAUAUUCUUUCCAUUUGUGAUGUUUUUUUGUUUUUUUUGAGAGCCACCGUAUGAAAAUAGUGUUUUGAAUUUUAUUUAAAGAGCACUAAAUUAUUUUGUGAAUGAGGGGGAUUUGUUCCCUUGCCUUUUAUGUUCAUUUUUUUUCACCCUACGGAGAAAAAAAAACACAGUUGCACCGCAUAGACUUGAGUUGAAACUGAAAAUACGUUCACUUUAUUUGUUUUCUCUCUGCAGUAGGAACAGGUGAGUCGCAGAUCCCUGCUCCAGCUGCACAAGUAUUCCAGGGUAUGCAGGGGCGUUCCCUUCCAUGUCAGUUUGGUGGUCCUCAUUUCCAAAAGUGCAGUUUUUUUUUACAGGGUUGCUGUUGAAAGAGACGGACGGGUCGUCUUCAUCAUGAGGAAGAAGAUUCUACUGUAGAGCCUUUCUGAAAGGCCUGACUCGCUCUUGUGACCAGUGAUUCUGCAGAUCCCUGUGCAUCUCUUUUAUUUUGUUCUCAUUUUUAUUUCAACUGAUUUCAUUGUAUUUAUUCCAUCGCAUUGUACUGUGCUGCUUUGUAGAUUUGAGGCGUGCACUUUGUUGGAGAAAAUUAAAAGGAUUUUAUUUGUUUGUAUU